GGGCUGCGGUGUGGGCUGGAGUCAUGGGGGUGCUCCCUGCCCUGACUCCAACACCCCUCCCCCCAACCACAUUCCCACCUCCACCCCUCGCACCAAACAGGAGCUGCCCCAGAUCAGUAGGCAAAGAUCAACUCCCUCCUCCCCCCAAAACGCACAGGAGAGAAGUUGGAAAUCAGCAUUAUCUGCUCUAAAAGCAACCAUGGAGGGUGCUGAAGUCAAGAUAGAAAUGAAAGGGGAAAAGAAGACACAAAACCAGACUCCAGUGAGAAAAUGUGGGAAACAAGUCUGCAAAGCCAUUUGCUAUAUCACAGGAGACAUGAAAGAGUUUGGAGACUGGCUUCAAGAUAAACCGCUCCCGUUUCAGUUUGUCGACUGGGUCCUGCGAGGGACAUCCCAGGUGAUGUUCGUCAAUAACCCUAUCAGUGGGCUUAUCAUGAUUGUUGGGUUCCUUGUCCAGAAUCGUUGGUGGACGCUCACAGGCUGUUUAGGAACUGUUGUCUCAACGUUAACAGCACUUAUUCUGAGUCAGGACAGAUCAUCCAUAGCAGCGGGACUGCAUGGCUAUAAUGGGGUCCUGGUGGGACUGCUCAUAGCUGUAUUCUCUGACAAGGGAGAUUUCUAUUGGUGGCUUCUACUGCCUGUUGCUCUUGUAUCCAUGACAUGCCCUGUUUUCUCCAGUGCUUUAGGCUCAAUCUUCAGUAAGUGGGAUAUUCCUGUUUUCACACUGCCUUUCAAUGCAGCACUGACAUUAUACUCUGCGGCCACUGGACAUUACAACCUUUUCUUCCCUACAGUCCUCAUUAAACCUAUAACAUCAGUGCCCAAUAUCACCUGGUCCAACAUUGAUGUGCCAAAGCUGCUACAAUCCAUUCCAGUCGGUGUCGGCCAGGUGUACGGCUGUGAUAACCCCUGGACUGGUGGCAUCUUCCUGAUUGCUUUAUUACUCUCCUCUCCUCUCAUUUGCUUGCAUGCUGCAAUUGGAUCAACAGUGGGGAUGCUGGCAGCACUGAGCCUAGCAGCACCUUUUAGCAAUAUCUAUGCUGGCUUAUGGAAUUACAACAGUUGCCUCGCAUGCAUCGCUAUCGGGGGCAUGUUCUAUGCUCUGACAUGGCAGACCCACCUGCUAGCAAUUGCCUGUGCAUUCUUUUGUGCUUACCUGGGAGCAACUGUGGCCAAUAUGUUUUCUGUGUUUGGAUUGCCAUCAUUUACCUGGCCUUUCUGCUUGUCUGCACUCACCUUUCUGUUACUAACCACAAACAACUCCGCCAUCUACAAGUUACCUCUCGCCAAAGCCACUUACCCAGAAGCCAACCGAGUGUAUUACCUCACAAUGAAGAAGCAGUACCGGGUUUACCAUAGCUCCAGUGGCACCAUGGCACCGGGCCCAGACUCAGAAGGGGCCCCGGCCAGCCUGAUCCCCCAGCCAGCUGAGCCGGCCAGGAAAGCUGUACCCGCCCAUGCUCCUCCCUCGCCCCACCACUUCCCACCCCUGCUCCGCCCCAGCCCCACCCACACUCCACCCCCUUCCCUGAGCUAUGCAUCAUGGGGGACUGCAGCAGGGGUCAGGCCCACCCUGCACUCACCGGGCACCGGGAAGUGGAGCGACCCAGCCCCAGGCCGCUCCACUCUGCCGGCUCCCAGCCGCGCCGCCGGUGAGUGCUGGGGGAAGGUUCCCCCCUACCCCCCAAGUCCCAAGGCUGGGAGCCAGGGGAACAGAGCGGAUCAGGCUGGGGCCGUGUCACUCCACUUCCUGACGCCCCAUGAGUGUGGGGUCGGGCCCGCCCUGCAACCGCCGGCUGGCAGGAAGUGGAGCGACCCGACCCCAACCCGCUCUGCUCCGCUGGCUCGUGCUGGGGGGCGGUUUCUCCCCUGCCCCCCAAGCCUGGGGAGGAGAUGGAGCAGUGGGGAAGGGGCAUGGGAUGGGGAAGAGAAGGGGAUA
Molecule: messenger RNA, 1939 nt
Organism: Caretta caretta (loggerhead turtle)
Lineage: Eukaryota; Metazoa; Chordata; Testudines; Cheloniidae
Source: RefSeq, a predicted model, not a curated record